AUGGGACCUCAGCAUUUGAGCCCUGUGCAGCUGCUCUGUCUCCUAGGGGCCAUUUCCACUCUGCCUCGGACUGGAGCUCUUUUGUGUUAUGAAGCAACAUCUUCACUCUUCAGAGCUGUUGGUCUCCAUAACUGGCAAUGGCUUCUGAUGAGGAGCAUGGUGUGUAAACUGAAUGAGGGCUGUGAGGAGACGCUGGUGUUCAUCGAGACAGGGACCAAAAGGGGAAUUGUGGGUUUUAAAGGCUGCAGCCCAGCUUCAUCUUACCCCCCCCAAGUCUCCUACCUCGUUUCACCGCCCGGAUUGUCCAUUGCCUCCUAUAGCCGCGUCUGCCGGACAUACCUCUGCAAUAACCUCACCAACAUGGAUCAUUUUGGGAAACUCAAGGCCAAGGCUCCUAAGACUGUAGCAUCUUCUUCCCAUAGUUGCCCAACCUGUGUGGGCGAGCACUCUAAGGACUGCCUCCCAAAUUUUGUCACCACCGAGGCUUGCCCCGAGAAUGCCACUGAGUGUUACAGUUCCACCUUAAAAUUUCAGGCAGGGUCUCUCAAUACCACCUUCCUCCUCAUGGGCUGUGCUCGUGAAUACACCGAUAUUUUAGCCCACUUUCACCAUAUUGGCAGCAUCAGAGUGACUGAGGUCAUCAACAUCUUAGAGAAGGCCCAGUUUGCUGGUGCAGAGCCCUCUAGUCGGAGACCUGCUUGGGGCAUCCUCUUAGGCCUCCUGUUUGCCUUCAGGGACUGA
Eubalaena glacialis (North Atlantic right whale) is the source of this 741-nucleotide messenger RNA. RefSeq names its product LY6/PLAUR domain containing 4 (gene LYPD4). The coding region runs from base 1 to 741 and encodes 246 amino acids. The record is from RefSeq and is a predicted model, not a curated record. Lineage: Eukaryota; Metazoa; Chordata; Mammalia; Artiodactyla; Balaenidae. Gene Ontology annotation, cellular component: plasma membrane; plasma membrane raft. The transcript is spliced from 4 exons.